AUGGUAGCUAGGACGGAGGUGGUUGGGGGCGCAUGCGCGGUGGUGCAACGCGCGCAGCUCCCGGCUGUCACACUCCACUCCGCCGGCAAACCGAUCUCGACGCACACGCGCGCCAAGUUCGCUACGCAAGCAACGCCGGCCCCUCGCGGCCAGGAGCCCUGCACGGCGCUUCCACACCCACACAUCUAUCCACCGGGGGCUGAGCACCGGCCGGCGUUCGCACACAGGGCUCCGCUGGCUAAAGAGAUGGAAAUCGUGCCCGAGGGAAAAAACUUCCGAUUGGUAACCGAAGACGAGCUCCCAGCGGUGGCCGAUCACUUAGUGCAGUAUAUGCCUGAAUCUUUAAAGUUUCACCAAACGAUUCAAACAUAUCUUAACAACAAGGUGUGGGACUUCCAUUUUUAUGUAGCGAAAAAUUGGCCGGAGGAUCCAAUUUGCCUACAUUUUCCUGGCUGUACCAGCACGCCAAACAGUCAUCCUUAUGAAAGCGUGACAAUAUUUUGUCCAUCUGAGCGUGCGGAGUUGGUUGACUUGUUGACCUCUGAAGACAUACUGCUGGAUCUCACUCAACCGCUGUACCUGAACUUUACUCACGAGGCAAUUGUGCAACGCUUUGAAAAGCGCUAUGAAGCCCACGACAAAAUUACUGGAGAUGUAUACGUGUGUGACAAACCACUAGAAGAAACUAAUACUGAUGAACUUCCACCGGACGUGGAGUUAGUUCGCCUGCAACCAGAACACAUGAAGGCAGUUCACGAUUUAUAUCCAGCCAGCGACAUCGAGUGUAGGGAAGUGUUUGAAAAGCUGGUCGCCGAACUGCCCGCUUACGGCAUCUUUGUAGAAGGACAAUUAGCGGCUUGGAUGGUACAAUCGUAUUAUGGCGCCAUGUUUUCCAUGCAAACACGUCCUGAGUUCCGUAGGAAAGGCUACGGCAUCUUUUUAGCGAGACGUCUAACCAAGGAGGUCGCCGCUCGAGGCUAUAAGCCCUUCGUUGUGAUUCGUCCGGAAAACGACGCGUCCCGUUCGCUCUACUCUAAGCUCGGCUUCGAAAAACGUUUCCGAACUGUUCGCGCCGUUUUGCGUCCUCGC
Brenthis ino (lesser marbled fritillary) is the source of this 1089-nucleotide messenger RNA. The record is from the annotation of a GenBank genome assembly. NCBI's taxonomy places the organism in Eukaryota, Metazoa, Arthropoda, Insecta, Lepidoptera, Nymphalidae.